AUGGUACCAAACACCGAUGACUAUGAGACACAGUUUUACGACGACCUGACUAUCCCUGAACUGAAAGCCUAUAUAAACAGCAAUAUCUCGGCUACCGGUGCUCUAAUGCGCGAAACUGAGAUCACGUACGUGCGGGACAACCGUCAAGUGGUGGCCAACUUUUACGAGGCUAUCAUAGCAUGGGUGGACCGGGAGGUUCCCCUAGCAUUCAAAUACCUUGAUGCUAUACAAAAUGACACCAUUAAGACUCGGGAAUAUAUUGAACUAGCUUAUAGUGUAAAUAUCCGAUAUAAUAGUGGACAGGUAGCUUAUAAGGAACGGGCUGGUCACCAAUUAAACGUAACUGACACGGCUGAUAAUUUAGCCAAAGAAUUGUUGGACCUUGAGCAUAAACUAAUAAAUGGAUUGACCCAAGCUAUUGAUGUCGAGAUACAAAAGAGAUUGACGUUUUGGGCUACUUUACAUCAAAAUUUCCCACUACUGGACUCCGGUAUCAAACAAAUCAAGUCGACUGAUGUUAAGGCCAGAAAUUUGCAGCAAUUAAUCAAUGACUUGUUGCUGGCUGCUUAG
This is a messenger RNA of Oppiella nova, 570 nucleotides long. NCBI's taxonomy places the organism in Eukaryota, Metazoa, Arthropoda, Arachnida, Sarcoptiformes, Oppiidae. The record is from the annotation of a GenBank genome assembly.